Messenger RNA from Cannabis sativa, 3196 nucleotides. Its product is annotated as transcription factor bHLH155. The record is from RefSeq and is a predicted model, not a curated record. Bases 824 to 2995 code for a protein of 723 amino acids. Gene Ontology annotation, biological process: regulation of DNA-templated transcription. The transcript is spliced from 11 exons. Gene Ontology annotation, molecular function: protein dimerization activity; DNA-binding transcription factor activity. NCBI's taxonomy places the organism in Eukaryota, Viridiplantae, Streptophyta, Magnoliopsida, Rosales, Cannabaceae.
AAGUGUUUCACUCUCUCUCUUCUCUCUGCAAAAAGCCAUUGAUUCACUGAAGCUUUCUCUCUCUAGAAAACCAGAGAAAGAAGAAGAAAGAAAAAGCUGCAUUAUUCUCUAAAGCCUUUGAAUUUCACUUCUUUUUUGUCAAACCCAAACCUUUUUUAGAUCGCCUAUUCUUCACUGUUCUGCCGUUAAAUCUGAACCGUUCAUAGUCGAAUUCUCGUAAGAUCAACGUACGUAUCUGCAAGUCUGGAUCAAUUGAUUAUACAAGUUCAUUGCAUUUCGGAUCAUCCAUGUCGUCGGACAUAAGCUAGAUUUUUCCAUCUUAAUCGAGCUUCUUCUUCGUUACCAGACUUGUUCAAGGUUUUUGAGUUUAAUCUUUUCUCUUUUUUCGUAUCUGUAAUUAAUUUACAAUUGAAAAAAAAUCAGCUGAAAAAGAAAUGGACAAGUGUAGUGAAUAUAGUGGAGCUUACUGUAGUGGAAUAUUUGAGUGUUGUUUACUUGAAUUUGUUUUAUAGAUAAAAAAGAAAAAGCUUUAGGUUUUAUUUUUUAUUUUUGGGGGUUUUGGAAUUUGAUUAAGUGGGGGGUUGUGUUGUGAGUGAUGGGAAGGGAUCGUCUGUUGUUACCGACGGUGGGACCGCCAAUAAAACCGAGAGCUGGAUUACGGAGAAAGCAAGCCGGUAGAGGCUCAUAUAGGGGAAGUUAGGGUAAGGAAUUUUCUGCCGAAAAAUAUUUUAAGGUGGUAGGGGAAUUUUUAAUUUCGGGUUGUUUGGGGGGUUCUGUUUAGUGGGGAUAUCGGUGAAAAGAAUUACUUUUUGGUGGAAGAGAUAUGGGUACCGAUUUACAGCAAGUACUGAGGAGCCUCUGUUUAAAUUCAGAGUGGAAGUAUGCCGUCUUUUGGAAGCUCAAGCAUCGUGCUCGAAUGGUGUUAACUUGGGAGGACGCUUACUAUGACAAGAGUGAGGAACAUAGUCCAGCAGUGGAAAGGUUGCACGAUGACCCCCUUGGGUUAGCAGUGGCUAAGAUGUCGUAUCAUGUAUAUUCUCUUGGGGAAGGGAUUGUUGGACAAGUGGCAGUGAGUGGGAAGCAUCAGUGGAUCUUUGCAGAUAAGCAUGAAAUGUGUACAUGGUCAGCAUUUGAAUACUCCAGUGGGUGGCAAGAUCAAUUUUCUGCAGGGAUUAAGACUAUUGCUGUUGUAGCUGUUGCUCCUCUUGGAGUUGUACAGCUUGGAUCUUUGAAUAAAGUAGUUGAAGAUAUGAAGAUGAUUGCUCAUAUUAGAGAUGUCUUGAUGGCUCUUCAAGAUUCUUCAUUAGGGUGCAUUCCUAGUUCAAUGCCAUCCAGUAUGAAUAGUUCGUCAAAUUUGCCAGAUAUACCUUCAAAAGGUUUCGCUCCAGAGGCUAUUUCUGACUGCUUGCACAAUUUAGACAAAGCCUUGAACGAAGAGAGGCAAGAUAUAUGGUUUUCAAUUUUUCCGUACUUGGGGAAAGACAAUGAUAGUUCUUACGAUUGGUCACUGCUUGAUAAUCAGCAAGAAAAGACAGCUGAUAUUGUGAUUAACAACGGAGGACCUGAGUUGCCCGCAAGUGGGGCUGACAAAAAUACUAAGUUAGCUCAAUCAGAAUCGAACAUUCUAAAUCUUGAGCAUCACAAAGUAAUUGGGAUGAAUAUGAGUGAUAAGUGGAAGGGUGGAAAGGAGAUUAGCAGCUGCAAAGUUACUCAAGUGGAUUCAAUAAACAGUGUCAAUGCUAUUGUACCAGCUAAGAAGGUUGAAGUUGACUCUGUGAACUUUUCAUCUGUCCCUAUUGACUCUGCUAUUUGUGACCGAGUUAGGUUGGAUAAUGUAGAUUACUACCAAAAUGGGGUGCUGCACGUAAGUGAGCCCUCAGAUUUUAAAUUCCAGAAAGAUCUGGAAAAUCUGAAGUUUCUAACUGAGUCAAGCCAUAUGGAUACAUCUACGGCAUCUUUAGAGUUUCCUGCUGGUUACGAGCUCCAUGAGGCACUUGGACCAUCUUUUUUCAAGAAAAGCAAGUAUUUUGAUUGGGAAGCAACUAAAAGUGAAGGGAGAAUUCCCGAGAUGCCCGGGCAAACAAUCUGUAGCCAGUUAACUUCUGAUUUUCAUCCAGAACCUCUCCUAGAAGCAGUAAUAGCUAGUGUUUGUCAAAGUCAUAGUGAUGUUAGGAGUGAAAAGUCAUUUUGUAAAUCAGUGCAAUCUUUGUUGACAACCGAAAACUAUCCUGAGCCUUCAAGCCAUACAACGCUUGUUACUGAUUCAUCAAAUCAUUCCAAUGGCCCUGCAUCCCUUGUAGGAGAGGACACACCACACUGCUUGAGUUCAUCAGGGGUCUGCGGUGCAAUGUCCCCAAAAGGGUUUUCAUCAAACUGUCCAAGUUCUUGCAGCGAGCAGCUUGAAAGGUCUUCAGCACCUGCUAAGAACAACAAAAAGAGAGCUAGACCUGGUGAAAACUGUAGACCGAGGCCAAGAGAUAGACAACUGAUCCAAGACCGUAUUAAAGAACUAAGGGAGCUAAUACCAAGUGGAGCAAAGUGUAGUAUUGAUUCACUGUUGGAACGCACGAUCAAGCACAUGCUCUACCUUCAAAGUAUCGCCAAGCAUGCUGACAAGCUAAAUAAAUAUACUGAUGUGAAGUCAAGUCAUAAGGAAACGAGCAUGCUGGAAUCCUCGAGCUAUGAGCGGGGUUCGAGCUGGGCAGUGGAGGUGGGAGGCAAUCUAAAAGUUUGUUCGAUAAUAGUGGAAAAUCUGAACAAGAAUGGGCAGAUGGUUGUGGAGAUGAUGUGCGAAGAAUGCAGCCAUUUCCUCGAGAUAGCAGAAGCUAUUAAAAGCCUUGGUCUUACAAUCUUAAAAGGAGUAACAGAAGCUCAUGGUGAUAAGACAUGGAUAUGUUUUGUGGUUGAGGGACAGAGCAACAGAAGCUUACACAGAAUGGAUAUAUUAUGGUCACUUGUUCAAAUAUUGCAGCCUAAAAAUGCUACACAACAGUAGCUUGCUUGCUUGCUUGCUUCUAUAUUUCUUUUCUCUUUAUUUUUUGGUGUGUAAAGUAAAUUCUUCUCAGUUAUUUAUUUUUGCUUAUUUUGAGUGUGAAGAAAGAUGCCAUUUUGCUUGAAAUUUGAUUUGUCAUCUCAUCUUCUUUGCUUGGGAAUUGUUAUUAUUACAAAUUUAAGUCUUUUUUACUUUUCUUCUUUU